This is a messenger RNA of Melopsittacus undulatus (budgerigar), 768 nucleotides long. It is a transcript of the gene TMEM223, whose product is annotated as transmembrane protein 223. The coding region runs from base 106 to 726 and encodes 206 amino acids. The record is from RefSeq and is a predicted model, not a curated record. Gene Ontology annotation, biological process: nervous system development. Gene Ontology annotation, cellular component: mitochondrion. NCBI's taxonomy places the organism in Eukaryota, Metazoa, Chordata, Aves, Psittaciformes, Psittaculidae. The transcript has 2 exons.
UUGGGGUCGCGGCGCCUUUAAGAGGGGGGGGCUGCCCACAACAACGAUGGCGGCGGAGAGCCGGAAGUGAAGGUGUGAUGGAGCCGGAAGUGGAGAGGAGUAAAGAUGGCGGCGCCCAGGGCCCGUGCGGGCGCCGCCGCUGCGGCCUUAGCGCUGGAGGUGGCGGCGGCUCCGCCGAAGGACGUGGUUCUGUUCCGGCAUGACCGGGACCGGUUCUUCCGCCUGGCAGGGCUGUUCUGUGCGGGGCAGGCGCUGUUCUGGGGGUACCUGGCGCAUUUCGCCUUCACGGAGCUGCGGCCUCCACCGGGCCCCGCACCGGACCCCGCACCGGGACCCGAACCGGACCCCGCACCGGGACCCGAGGAUCCCUUCCGGCCCCGGGAUAACAAAUGGCGUUACGGCUUCACCGCGGCCUGCGCCACGCUCGGCUCUCUGAUCAUGGCAGCCGGGUGCCUGUUCCCGUUACGCGCCGUGCGGAAGGUGACGCUGCUCCGGGGCGGCUCCGAGGUCACCAUCAGCACCCAUGGACCGCUGGGGCUGGGGCAGGGUCCCACCAUCACCGUCCCCCUGCGCCACGUGUGCUGCCGCUCCCACCGCUCCGAGGUGCCGGCCGCCAUCCCCCUCAAGGUGAAGGGACGUCCCUUCUUCUUCCUGAUGGACAAGGAGGGGCAGGUCUGUAACCCGCGGCUCUUCGAUGUCACCGUCGGCGCUUACCGCAACCUGUAAGCAAUGGAAACGCUGGCUACCAAUAAACCUCCAUCCGCCACG